CCAACUAUCUAACUUCGCAACCCACCGGUUGGCAGCAUCCACAGCCCACGGGAUGGCAACAGCCGCAGACGACUGCUUUCCAACAACCACAGCCUACGGGCUAUCAGAGGCCCUUGCAGACCGGCUAUCAACCGCCGCUACUCCAGCCUCAGCAGACUAGCUUCUUGCAGCCACAACAGACGAGCUUUCUUCAACCGCAGGCGACCGGUUGGCAAUCCCCGCAGGCUUUCAGCCAACUAAAUAUGAUGACACAGUCUCUAUUACCAAACGCUACACAAUUCAAUAACAACCUCCAGCAAUCUUUCCAGCAAGCGCCAGCUCCACCGAAAAUACCGUGGAAACUCUCACGAGACGAGAAGCGCAACUAUGACCAGAUAUUCAGAGCUUGGGAUGUACACUCUACAGGCUUUAUCUCAGGUGAACAGGCUAAGGACGUUUUUGGCCAAUCUGGUUUACCCUCUGAUGAUCUCAUGAUGAUCUGGAACCUGGCCGAUAUUGAAAAUAGAGGUAAACUCAAUUUAGCUGAAUUCCACGUCGCUAUGGCCUUGGUUUAUAGACGCUUGAAUGGAAAUCCUAUCCCAGAUGAACUUCCAGACGAACUCGUACCCCCUUCUUCCAAAGACCUUAAUAUGCAGGUUGAUAUCCUUAAAGAUAUUCUCAAAAAUGACAAUCACCAACGUAUCACCACUCCUCAAAUACCUUCUUCAAGAUCGGACGCCUCUAUUUACAAACACGACGACGAUCAAGCCGCUUCUUCUACUUACAAAUCUUCUUCUAGGCAUCUUGACAGAAGAAAUGUCAGAUACUCUGAUAACUCUCCUGUAUCUGAUCUUGAAGAUAUGAAGCGCGAAUUAGCUAACACAUCAGCAAAAUUAGACAAAGCAACCACCUUAUCGGGGAAUAGAACCGAAGAGGAUGAUCAACUUGAGAGGGAUUUAGAUGACUUAAAGUAUUCUAUAAGGAGAGUACAAGAUGACUUGGACUUUGUCAGUUCUGGUCGUCCAUCGAGAGAAAAAGACCAAGAAAGGCGUCAGCUCGAAAGAGAAUUGCUCUACUUAAUGCACGAUCGUCUACCAGAAGUCGAGAAGCGUAUGCAACGAGCAGAAGCUCGUAAGAAGGAUACUGAAAGGGAAGCACUUCGUUAUAGGGAUUACCGCAACGAUAGAUACAGAAGAUAUAGAGAUGACGAUGAUGAUCCUUACUACCGUCGGUCAUCUCCAGAUUACCCUCCUAGUCGUCGUGACCGUGACUAUGACGAUCGUAGUCGUGGUGGGUAUGAAAGCCCUCCAGCUAGAGGUUAUAUGCGUGGAACCUACGAUGAUAGACCUCCACCUGAGCCUAUCCAUCCUAGAGUGGCUGACAAAACACCACCGCCACCACCGCCAGUUGCGCAACCAAAGGAAGUCGACACGAGCGCAAAAAGUCCACCACCAGCACCUUCUCACUCUGGUAGUACCAACUUACGUGGAAUGUCGACUGAAGCUCGUAAGAACUAUAUUCAAAAUGAAGCCCAAAGGAGAGUUCAAGAGCGUCUUAAGGCUUUGGGUGUAAGUACAGGCGACGAGACUCAAGGCGGAGACGAAACUGUUGCAGAACGUCUAGAAAGAGAGAAGAAGGAAGCAGCAGAGCGUGCUCAAAAGGAGGAUGAAGAGAGAUCACGUAAGGAGCAAGAGAGGGUUAGACGUGUCGAAGAAGAAAAGGCAGCGCGUAAUCCGCCACCAGCUCAACCAGUCCAGGCACAGGCGACAGGAAAGAAGGCACCACCACCACCACCACCUUCGAGACGUCAGGCGCCACCUACUCCUGUUAGUAGAACACCUUCACAACAACCACCAGCUGUACCACCUGCUCAACCUCCAGUUCAGCCUCCAGCACAAGCACAGCAUGAUCCUGAAGAGGAAAUGUUGGAGCAGCGCAGAAGAGCAAAGGAAGCUCGCAUGAAGGCCCUUGAGGACGAGGAAAGACAGCUAGCUGAAGCUGAAAAGAAGUUCAAGGAGCGUCAGGCUAGGUUACAAGCUGAAGAUGAAGCCAGACAAGCUGCGCCUGUGCCUGCUGCGCCUCCAGUCCCAGCUCCAGCUCCGGCUACCCCAGCAUCAAUCCCCACACCAGCUAGUGUUCCACGCGCAGUACCAUCACCAAGACCUUCUAUACCAACACCUGCAGCUGCUCCACCAGCUCCUUCCCCUCCAGUGCCUGUAGCUCCACCAGCUCCUCCUGCUCCUGUCGUUCCUUCUCCACCAGCUCCUCAACCUGUAUCAUCUCCUGCUGCUCCACCUAUUCCUACAGCGCCAGCUCCACCACCAACUGUCGCUGCCUCUGCGCCUGCACCUGCACCUCAAGAAUUAUCGCAAGGUCAGGCAACUGUACAAGAAAAAGAAUCAACCAAUCCAUUCGUCAGAAUGCAACAACAAAAGGAAAGGGGUGAAUUGCCGCCAUCAUCGACACUCCAAGCACAACCAGAAGCUUCAAGCAUCCCAAGUCCAAUCGCACCAGUACCAACUGUGCCAAAAUCAUCACACUUGACUAAUGACAGCGACGAUGAUUGGGGUGAAGACGCCCAAGAGAAGUCAGACGAAGAGGAUAGCUCAGACGAUGAGUUCAGCAGUCGUGCGAAGAGAGAUAAUCUUGCUAAGGUAUUGUUUGGCGGUAUGGUCGGCGGAUCGUCUGGAACGUCCACGCCAAAUGCGGGCAGUGAAACACCAGCAAGUCCAUCAUCUGCUCCUCAGGCUCCUCCUGCUCCAGCUCCUCCUGCGCCGGCCGCCCCAGCUGCUCCAUCUGCUCCAGUACCAAAGGCACCUUCAGCACCAUCCCAGCCAGCUGAUAGAGGUUCAUUAUUGUCUCAAAUUAGAGGCGGAAAGUCACUCAAGAAGUCUCAUACUAAUGACAAGUCUAAGCCUGCUUCCGGAGGUGGUGUCAUUGGUGAUGACGCCCCACCUGCCCAUAUCAGUGAUGCCCCUAGGGAACACGAAAUAGCAAGAGAACCUGAACCUGAACCUGAACCUGAGCCUAUUGUUGAAGAUCCUUCCAAAAAAGACAACAGACAAAGCGUCGAUUGGAUUUCUAAUCUUGCAACUGAUGGCGGUGUUGCUCAGCAAACUCCAAAGCUUGACCAAGUUACUGAGGAGCAUGAUGAUGAUUAUGUCAAGGUACCAGCUAUUAGUGUCGAUCCAACAGAUACAUUAUCAGAAGAGUUCGAUCUUCAUAGUGUGAUAAAAUGUCGCUCACUGUAUGCAUACGCACCACAAAGAGAUGAAGAUCUUGGUUUCACUGAGAACAUUAUCAUUGAAGCAAAUCCAUGCCGCGAUCCAGAAAGCCCUUGGUGGUAUGGUAAGAUGAUGGCAUCAGGUCAAUCUGGUUACUUGCCAAAAGCUUACGUGAAGGAAUUAGAAACCCCAGUGAAAGCUAAAGCUUUAUACGAAUACACGGCAAACUCCCAAGACGAAUUUUCACUCUACGAAGGACAAAUCGUUGAUGUCGUUGAUAAAUCUGAGAAUGAUUGGUGGAAAAUCUCAACAAAUGAUGGUUUAAUUGGGAACAUCCCUGCUACUUACGUUGAAUUAUUGAAUGUCGCGCCCGUUAAACAAGAAAGAAGAAGAAGAGCAGCGCCAGAUAUACCACGUCCGAAGAGUACAAUUGAAUCACCCACACGAAGUGAGGAAAGGAGCCAAAAUCAAGAAAUCAAAACAGGGAGAAAAAGAUCACAAUCUGAUGCGUUAGAGCGCACGCGUGCGCGUACGACAUCUUCAAGUAAACUUGGUGAAUUCUUUGGUAGAUUUAGAACAUACUCGAAUGCAUCGUCAACAGCUGGCGCUGAUUUGACAGCCGAUGAUAAUUCGUCUGGAUCAGCCAUUGUCGUCACAGGACCAAUAUCAAGACCUGUUUCAAGACCUAUGUCACAGCAAUCUAGUCAUUCAGCUAAUUGGUCUUCGAUGAUUAAUCAAUCGGUUUUGGAUACUUUCACAACUGAUGAACGUAAUCGACAAGAAUCAAUAUUUGAAUUAAUAAAAACUGAAUCUAUUUAUGUCAAGGAUUUAACAGCAAUAGUACAAGUAUAUUUAGCGGAUUUGAUUAAAGAUGUCGAUGAUAUGACUAUCGAAAUGAUUUUCUCAAAUAUAGAGGAUAUACUACUACUUAAUGCGACAUUUUUGAGUGAUUUGGAGUUAAGGCAAAAUGAACAAAGGAUGUAUAUCUCACAUAUUGGUGAUUUACUCGAUAAACAUCUUAGUAAUUUAGAAAUAUAUAAGCAAUAUUGUGGUAAUCAACAUAAAUCAAUCAAGAUGUUGCAGAAUUUACAAAAUAAUAAUUAUAUGAUAUCACAAAGGAUUGAAAAUAUGAGAAAUAAUCCAACAUGUAGAAAUCUGGAAUUAUCUACACAUCUUUUGUCACCUAUGCAAAGGAUAACAAGAUACCCCCUACUUUUGAAACAGAUACUUAAAUAUACACAAGGUGACACAGAAGAGUAUACCCUUAUUGAGAAGUCGGAAGAAAGGAUUGAAAACUUAUUGUUGGAGAUUAACGAAGAUGUUCGUUUUCAGGAGUCUCAUACACGCUUGCAAGAGAUAGCACACUCCUUAAAUGUUAAUCAAAAGUUUGACUUGAGUAAUACUCGAACAAGAAGUAGAUUGCUCAUAAAGGAGGGCGACUUCCCUAAAUUAAAGAGUCAUAAAAUAAUUCGCGUUGUUCUCUGCAAUGACAUCUUGCUUCUGAUAAACGUGCAAGAGAACACACUUUAUAAGUUACCAAUACCUCUAAACGAAGUAACAAUGACAUCUCAUCCAAGACGUGAAGAUGUCCUACAGAUAGAUUUCGCAUACCCUCGAGGAGGCGAAGUAUUAAAUUUAAAAUGUCAAGACAGGAAUUCCUGGAUUAACAUUAUCAAUUCUACCAAAAAGAAUUUACCAUAAUCAUACGCUGGAGCGUUUUUUAACAUAAAUAAUAAUUAUCUGUGGUAUAACAUAGAAUUUUUUUAAACUUUAAAUACUUUUGGAUCAAUUGACAUCUUGCAUAAACGUGCUACUAAACCUGACAAUUGGACAAUAGUCGCAACACCCUCUAAUAUGCGCAUAUGGGUCCAGCCUAUUUCCUUUAUAUACUCCAACUUGAGUGAUUCCUCCAACGACUGAGUGUUCCUGGCUACUCUGAAAAGUGUCUGGAUGAUAUCGAUAGCCGCAUAGCCAUGUGUCCAAAGUUCAUCGAGUUUUGACAGCGCAUCUUCAAUAUCAGCUUUGUGACAGCUCUCGAGAAGAUUCUGUACAAGCAAUGGAUGCGGUUGAUCACAGACUUUGAAUACGGCAUCAGGUGUGACGAGACCCAAACCAGUAUGUGUAGAUUGAAGGUUGUUUACAGCUUGACGCAUGUCACCCUCACUUGUAAAUAUCAACGCUUCAUAACCCUCAUCAGUAACAUCCGCGUUCUCUUUCUCAGCGAUCUGACGUAGACGCUGAAGGAGUUCUAUGUCGCGCAAUUUGGAGAAUCUGAGAAUAGCGCAGCGAGAUUGUAUUGGUUCGAUGAUCUUGUUAGAUUGGUUGCAUGCAAAUGCGAAUCGUGUCGUGUUUGAAUAGAUCUCCAUCGUGCGUCGGAGAGCCUGCUGAGCACCACUCGUCAU
Molecule: messenger RNA, 5605 nt
Organism: Wallemia mellicola CBS 633.66
Lineage: Eukaryota; Fungi; Basidiomycota; Wallemiomycetes; Wallemiales; Wallemiaceae
Exons: 6
Coding region: 243-4904 (1553 amino acids)
Biological process (GO): positive regulation of Rho protein signal transduction
Molecular function (GO): guanyl-nucleotide exchange factor activity; calcium ion binding; actin binding
Source: RefSeq, a predicted model, not a curated record